UUUCCCAUUACACGUAACUACCUUAUGUAUUGAAGAGACAAAUACCUGAAGUUUAUUUACAAUAUUCGGGCUGACGAUGUGACACCGUGUAUUUCUUUGGCUAAGAGAUAUACCAUUUUCCUAAAAGUAUUUCCCAGUAUUUGAAAUCAUACUGAACGGUGAUUCAAGCACUGUGAUUCCAGUAUACCAGAUUGAUAACCUCUAGAAACCUGUACUUCAACAUAUACACUUACAUAGAUUAAAAUGGCGUCUUCUACCGACAAUGGCUAAAGGCAAUAAGCCGGGUUCUUCUCAGUAUAAGGAAACAGCGAAUAACACCAAGACAUAUAACCAUGGUAACGACAUCCACAAUGGUGCCUCUGGCGGCGACUCCGAGGAACAGGACAAUGGGAGGCGAGAAAUGGCAGGUGCACCUACCUUUCAAGGAAGACGACGAUCGGAUAAACAACAAGAAACCUUGGACUUGACGAAGGCCCAAUUUUCAAAAGACUCACGUCAAACAAGCUGGAAUCAUAACCAUCAUCAGAAAAAAUCAAAGGUUCUCCCAUCACGCCAGGACUUCAACGGGUCUGUCCAGCAGUCCUACGUGUCGCCUGCCACUCCAACUCCACAGGACUUAGAAGAAGACGGUGACCUAGACUGUAAGUCCAAAGUGUUUAGUUGUGGAACCGAUAGAGUUGACACGCCGGACAAUGUACAGCCGUAUUCUAACUUUGAGCCAGUAAAUGAUCCAAUAACACAGGACACAGAAGAUCAGCUGAUUGGAGUAGUGUAUACGGAGAAUGUUCUGAUAGCUCAGGAAACCCAGUCGCCAAAGGAUCAAGAAAGGAGUGAUGAACUGGUGUGUGUGAACACAGACACAUAUUACGUUACCAACAUUUUACCUAGUUCAAAGAACCAUGAAGAAAUUGUCCAGUCGAUGUGCUUCCAAAAAAACAUUGCUGUAAAACACAAGGAACGACUCACCAGGACUGAAGAAUGUGGACAUUGCGAAAACGGUUUCCAUGCAACGGUGAGGCAUGACUUCCCUUCUCAACAAGCUAAAGGAAGAACAGUGUUUGAGCAAUGCAAACAAAAGGUUGGCCUAGUCCGAUGUCUGACUUGUGGAAACUGGGGGACCUGCUUCCGUAUUGGCAAAUGCAACAUUGCCACAUGCUGGCAUGUUAUCAGCAAAUGUACAGACCAUCCAAUCACAGCCGUCUUCUAUUAUCAGGGACCCAAUCAACAAGACACGUGGGUUUACAGGAUGGGAGAGAAAUACAUCGAUAAAAAUUUAGACUUUGCAAUCUGCGAACUUUGCAAUAAUGAUAAAAGCUUCCCACCGGCCUUCACGAAGUUCAGACACUCGACACAUGCCGACGGCUGUUCCGAAGGUCUAGUGUACCUUACAUGCUUCCAAAAAGAUGCAACUGACCAAAUUAAACUCGAUGUACACUGUGACACUGUCAGAUUAAACAGCAAAACACUUGAUGAUGAUCGGUUGUACAAUCUCAAUUUGAUGGCAAUGGAGAAAUACCCCAAUAAUACACCAAAGAAUCGUCCUUAUGGGGAUGCAAACUUGCAUAGAGAUAAUGGGCAUGUGCCUUUGCUGUGCAAAGUCACUCACGGAGGAUCCGGCGGUGUUGGAGUCUCCUUAGACGGAAAUGGAUACGUGGUGGUGGACUUCAUGUACAGACGAGGAUUCCCUGGAUUCUUCUAUGAAACAAACACCGAGACAGCCUUAACAACAGAUGAGAAAGAGGAAUUUCCGGGUUGUCUUCGCAUGGAAGUGGGUUUCGAUAUAAGGACGAUGAUCAGGAAAUCGGGCCAAGGACUGUGGGAAUGUGGAGAAUAAACAGGUAUAUAGACAAUGUCUUUAUGAUUUUAUGUCAUAUAUAUACCAAUCAUUCUGUUACAAUGCUACUAUAACUUCCUGAUAAGUUCAGACAGAAGUCUUCACAGAUGUGCCUGUGGGAAACGGUGUUACGAAGAACUUUAUCCCCAGAAAAGGGUGGGACAACUCUGUCGGAGUCAAAAACGUACAUUUGUAGUCGAAGACUGUCAACACAAUACUUAAUUUAGAAGGACUCACAAAGUAAUCAACUCAUGACAAUAUCAUUUAACGUGUAAUAUACUUAUAGCCAAUAUGAACGUCAUAACCUUAUAUUGCUGAUGUCAUCAUUAUUAUGACGUCAAAAUUGUAACGUUGAAUUGCGCUGAUCCUCCAUUGAUGGUGGGGUUUUUUCGCUUGAACAUUUAGACUUCAUGUUGAAUUUUGAUUAGAUGAUUUGAUUUUGGUAUGAAAGUAAAAUAAUUUUUAAUAUUUAAAAUACAUGUUUUGAACUUCUCUCAAAUGACAUUUAUAGAUUUAUGCUUAGAUUUGUUUUUUCUGUUAACCAAAGUUAUUGGUUUUUAUGUCAUCCUGACCCUUCAUCGUGCUUCGUCCGUCGUCGUCCGCCGUGCACCGUCCGCCGUCCGUAAAUUUUCAACAUUUUAAGUUCCAUCAGUGGGAUUGAGCUGAAACUUGCCUGAAAUGAUCCUGAGAUGGUCCUCACCAAGUGUUGUUAUUUUUCGGGUCGUUCCAAAAUCAAAGAUGGCCGCCAUCUUGAUAAAGACAUUUUAAACUUCUUCUCCAGUUCCACUGGUGCCAUUCUGCUAAAAAUUGUUGGGGAUGUUAAGGAAAGGAUACCGACAAAGUGUUGUUAUUUUUCAGCCCCGUCAAAACUUCAACAUGGCAGUCAUGGUGGCCAUUUUGUAACAUGAUUGCACUAUCAUGGUUUUCCUAAACAACACCUAUUUUAAACUUCUUCUCAAGUUCCACCAGUGGGAUUGAGCUGAAACUUGCCUGAAAUGAUCCUGAGAUGGUCCUGAUCAAGUGUUGUGAUUUUUCGGGUCGGUGCAAAAUCCAAUAUGGCCACCAUGACCGCCAUCUUGAAAAACACAUUUUAAACUUCUUCUCAACUUCCACCAGUGGGAUUGAGAAUAUUUCAUUGAAAGUUGAAAAGUUACCAUUCUCCUUGCUCAGUCUUUGUAGUCAGAUGACCGUUAAGGCCCAUGGGCCUCUUGUUUAAGUUAUGAUACGGCUAAAUUUAGAUAUAUGAUAAAAUUUAAAAUAUUAUGAAAAUCAUAGGUAAUGAAAUUGUACUAACUUUAUACAUCACUCACUCGCUUAUAUUUUUAUAAGGUAUUCAAAUAUUCCCGCGGUUCGCAGUAGAAGCGGGAAUAAUUUGUCUGAUGCGACACGAGAAGCAGAUAGCUGUCACGUGUACUCGGGUACACCUGAUGGUAGAUGUUGUCAGCGUAGUCAUUUUUAAUCGCCUACUCGGGACGUAUGGUUCAUUCUAAACUUAAGGAUGUAUAGGUUGUUUUUUAGGGUCGCUCAGUAGGUCUGAUAACAAAAAACAACAAAAAACAGCGGUCCAACUGUCACCUCAAAGAAAUCGGUUUUUCCUGGGCGUGCAGGUUGAUUUCGAUGAUCCAGGUAUCUCUUUAUUGUCAUUUCGCAGUCUACGUCAGACUGCGGCGUACAUUUUUUUCACGUCGGAUGACGGCAAGCCGUUUAUUAUCAGUAUAUUUAUGAGGCUUAAUUUGUAUAUAUUUAUUUUGAUUGUGUUUUAAUUUUUUUCAUGGAUAAUUGUGUAAAUGUUGGGCAUGUAAACCACACUGAUUAAACGCCAACCGCCAUACGUCUUUUCGGCGAGCUAGUCGCUCAGAGGAGCGAGACAGUGAUAUUGUCUUCUUAUAUGACUUAAUAUAUCAUUAAUAGUUUCAGACGGUAUCGGUGUCCAAAACAUAAAGAUGUUAUAUACUAACAACUGUAAGUGUAGGCGCUAAAAUAGGCACUUUAAAGUACACGAGAGUCCAGGAAAUGAGCCAAAUGAAAUCCCCAAUGAAAAUUAACCAUUUCACAAUACAUCGAAUUAUAUUGUACAAAUGAUAUGAAUAAAAACAAAAUACAUUGUAAAAUGUAAGAGAAAACCCAGAAACUAAUACUUUGUAUAUGAAUCUUAAUGCAUGUAGUCAUAAAUUUAUCUGUCUUAAUUUGAUACAUCUCAUUAACGGUGUAUACUAGUUUAUGUGUCUUAAAACUUCUAUUUUACAAAAUGUGUACGUUAAAAUAUGUGUUUUCAAUUUAAUACUUCUCAUUAACGGUGCAUACAUGUGUCUUAAAACUUCUCAAUAACAUGAUGUAUACAU
Molecule: messenger RNA, 4176 nt
Organism: Mizuhopecten yessoensis (Yesso scallop)
Lineage: Eukaryota; Metazoa; Mollusca; Bivalvia; Pectinida; Pectinidae
Exons: 9
Coding region: 263-1834 (523 amino acids)
Source: RefSeq, a predicted model, not a curated record